Molecule: messenger RNA, 3143 nt
Organism: Momordica charantia (bitter melon)
Lineage: Eukaryota; Viridiplantae; Streptophyta; Magnoliopsida; Cucurbitales; Cucurbitaceae
Product: rhamnogalacturonan I rhamnosyltransferase 1
Cellular component (GO): cytoplasm
Source: RefSeq, a predicted model, not a curated record
AGGGAAGCGUGAUUUGGUGAAAUUAUCGCGAGUUGUCGGCGUAUGUCGUCAGAUUGGAUCUUAUCGGCGAUUAUUUCACCACCCCAGACCCACGGCCACGCGAGAUUUCUUUUAAGCCGUGUUCUCGAAGUAACACGUGGAAGAAUGUCAGUGGACAGUGUUGGAUGACCGUGACAGUGCGGUGACCUGCAUGGGUCCUAGUUGAGCCCGAGCCCGAGCCCACGGCCGAAAAGCCCAGACCCGACUCCAUCCAUCCAUCCACCCACCGGUGCGUCUCUUUUUCUCUCUCUCUCCCUCCGAUUCCUAUAUAUUCUCAACAGCGCCCUCGGUAUUCGCGGCGACGUACUGGCGAUGCGAAGACGAUCUUCUACCGCCGAAAAAUUCUAUUUGUAGAAUCAUCGUUUUACAAUUUCGAAUUUGAAUUUCCAAGAAUCUCUGGAGGAUGUUGUUAAUGUUUUUUCGUUUCUUUGAGGGGACUGAUUUCGGGGGGUCAACAACGGAGAUUUCGGUAAUGUAGGUUGCGGAAGGAAGGAAGGAAGGAAUGAAGGAAGUAUAGUUUGUGGAUGUAUUUUGAAUUUCAACAUAUUUUUUUCUGUUGUUUCGAAGGAAGAAUUGGUGCUGAAGGUUCGUUUUCUCAGAGGUCCGGGAUUUUUGUUUUAGUUGCUAUCUUGUUUUGAUCUGGUUUCCCCAACCGUAUCUGCGCGUUAUGAAUCUUGGAGAUUCGGGGAUUAGCUUACUAGACGGCCUGCACUUUCGUUCUGUUUUAACUUAUUCGCAAUAUAUAUAAUUCAGUUUUGGCUGUAUUUGUUAGUUUUUUACGUUUCUGAUCCGGCAUUCAACGAAUACGGAACAGAUCGAGUUUAGGGGGAGGGGUCUCUUCUUGAUUUCCUGAUAUUAGUAUAUAAUACAUAGAUCAGGAGGGGAGGGGAGGGGGGUUCACUUUGUCGAUUUCUUGACUUAAUGCACGGCCAAGAGGAACAGAAAUGUGCAAGAUAGAGGGAAGUCGGAGGAAGCUUAGUGACUCUACGGUGAUGGAAUUGAAAGCGCUAGGAGAGAGCAAAGUCGAUAAAGUAAAGAUCUCGACGGUUUCAUCUGGGUCCAGAGUUCGGCCGUGGUUAAUCCGUUUAACCACCACCGUUUUGCUCUGGACUUGCAUCGUCCAAUUGAUUUCGCUACGGGAGGUGUGGGGGCCUGGAGUCUUGAAAGGAUGGCCCUCUUGUUUUUCCCAGGAAUCGGCGGCCGCUGCUGUGUUAGGAAUUCAGGAGAAAACCCUUUCAGUUCCGCCCAAAAUAGUACUUCCUCCGAAAAGAUAUUACAAGAACAAUGGCUACUUGAUGGUGUCGUGCAAUGGGGGGCUCAACCAAAUGAGAGGAGCGAUAUGUGACAUGGUUGCUAUCGCAAGAUAUUUGAAUGUCACCCUUAUAGUACCCGAAUUGGAUAAAACCUCAUUCUGGGCUGAUCCCAGUGAAUUUCAAGAUAUAUUUGAUGUGGAACAUUUCAUUGGAUCAUUGAGAGAUCAAGUACGCAUCAUAAGAGAGUUGCCUAUGGGGCUCAAGAAGAGAUUUAAACAACGGAAGAUUUACUCUAUGCCACCUAUUAGUUGGUCUGACAUUUCAUACUAUCACAAUCAGAUUCUUCCCCUGAUUCAGAAGCACAAAGUUUUACAUCUGAACCGAACUGAUGCCCGACUUGCCAACAAUGCCCAACCAAAGGAGUUACAGAAGCUGAGAUGUCGAGUAAACUAUAGUGCUCUGAGAUUCACCUCAGAGAUAGAGCAGUUAGGAAGAAGGGUUGUCAAGCUCCUUAGACAAAAUGGCCCUUUCCUAGUGCUUCAUCUUAGGUAUGAGAUGGAUAUGUUGGCUUUUUCAGGCUGUACUCAAGGUUGUAACAGUGAAGAAGUAGAAGAAUUGACAAGAAUGAGAUAUGCAUAUCCAUGGUGGAAAGAGAAAGUAAUAGACUCUGACCUGAAAAGGAAAGAUGGGCUGUGUCCGUUGACCCCAGAGGAAACUGCACUUACCCUGAGGGCUCUGGGCGUUGAUUCUAAUUUUCAGAUUUAUAUUGCAGCUGGUGAAAUCUAUGGAGGACACAGGAGACUGGAGAGUCUUGCAAAGGCAUAUCCAAAACUGGUCAAGAAAGAGACACUGCUAAAACCUUCUGACCUCAGGUUCUUUCAGAAUCACUCAUCCCAGAUGGCUGCAUUAGAUUACCUUGUCUCGUUGGAAAGUGAUAUAUUCAUUCCUACAUAUGAUGGGAAUAUGGCUAAAGUUGUUGAAGGUCAUCGCAGAUUUCUUGGGUUUAAGAAGACCAUACUGUUGGACAGAAAGAUACUUGUUGAUUUGAUAGAUCAAUACAACAGUGGAAAGUUAAGCUGGGACGAGUUCUCUUCGGCUGUAAAAGAAGCCCACACAGACCGCAUGGGGAAACCAGCAAAAAGGCUGGUGAUCCAAGACAAACCUAAAGAAGAGGAUUAUUUCUAUGCCAACCCUGAAGAAUGUUUGCCACCGUCGGAGGAACAAGAUGGGUUCAUUUCCACUCCAGUGCUGAAGAGACUAAUGUGAGUUUUGUAUGUAGGGAUUGUGACAUUUCGGUACAUGGAGAAUUGAACUGAUGGGAUUAAUCAAAGAUUAUCGAUGUCAAGAACUUUGUAUCUAGAAAAGCCCUGAGUACAUAAGAAGCCAGUUGGAGGACGUUAUUUUGUUCGACAUAUGGAAACUAUUGUGCAACAUGGUCGUAUAUAACCAGCUACCUUGCUGUUACAAGAUGAGAGCAGUAGAUCAAAUUGCAUAGGCAGCCAUUGUUGUACACAGAGAUGAAUUGGUAUGAAUCGCACAACCUCUUUUUUUUUUUUUUUCUUUUUCCUUCUUCUCAUAGUUCAUUGCCUCACUCCCAGUGUUAGCCUCAGUCUUCAUAUUAGUUAGGAGKGGAGCUAUAGGGAGUGAAAAUUUGUUUAUUUUUACCCCUUUCCCAAUAAGCACAGGUAGUUUCAUAUUUAUGUAUUUAGGAAAGGUUAGAUCACUUUUCCUUCCACCCCCACCCACCCUCUGAUCUCCACUUUGCCUAUCAAAAGACAAUAGGCAAUCAGAUUCAUUGAUUUUUAUGAUUAUUUUCAUUUGAUUCCGGAUCAUCUUCAUUAUCCUGUUCAA